Messenger RNA from Penicillium egyptiacum, 1548 nucleotides. The record is from the annotation of a GenBank genome assembly. NCBI's taxonomy places the organism in Eukaryota, Fungi, Ascomycota, Eurotiomycetes, Eurotiales, Aspergillaceae.
AUGGCUGAAGCGAGUCUCUUCAUCAAACACGAAUCCGACGACUACACCCCUUUCAUCAUGUCACACUCGGGUUACUCGAUGGGUAACCAAUUCCCCACCGAUGGGGUCGAUCCAUCCGACUUGACCAUGCAGCAGCAGAAUGGUUUCAUGCCAUACUCUUAUGGUUCGCAACAGAACAUGUCAUCAAGCUUCAACUUCGGAAACUCCGGUAUCGACACAGACGAGUUGCUGGAUCUCGAGAUCAGCGGCCAGAACGGUCAUCAGCGCGAUAAUGUGAACUAUCUUCAGGACCAGUCUGCUGGUGGUAUCGCGAUGAGUCACCAGAGCCAGAUGUCGCAUAUGUACUCCAACACCCCGGAUAAUGCCCCCAUGGCCAGCCCAUUCGUUCAGAACAGCUUCAACUAUGAGCAGUACCGCAUGAACCAGCAAAAUCCCCACAUGCACAAUGCCAGCUCUUUCGACCAGAAUUACCUCGGCACCAAGCGCCAGAGCUUGCAAGGCAUGGACCGUCCUUCAUCUGAUGGCCGCAGCCCCAUGACUCCAAAGACACCGGCACUGGGUUCCUUGACAUUGGGUACCCCUGAGUCCGGCAGCUUCCCGUCCCAGCCUAUCCGGACCGGACUUCAGGCUCGUCACCAGAAGACCCUGUCCAACCAGUGGGAUGGGACCCCUGGCAGCGGACAGUCGUACGUCGAGUCCUCUCCCAUCUCAUCUCCUCCCCACCAAUCGCACCACACUGGAAUCUCCGAGAUCCUCAAGUCUGGGAAGCAUGCCUCACUGCCCGCUAAGGUUGACACCCACCUCCCUGGCGGUGGAGAUCUCGAGUCCCAGGAAGCCAAGCGCCGACGUCGCCGUGCUUCGCACAAUCUGGUCGAACGCCGCCGACGCGACAACAUCAAUGAACGUAUUCAGGAUCUCUCCCACCUGGUUCCUCAGCACCGACUAGAAGACGACAAGGUCCGAAAGCAACUUGUGAACAGCAGCGCUCUUUCCAUGGCCGGCGCAGGCGGAAGUGCCGCCACAUCACUUCUUGCUGGAGGCAACGGCCGCCGUGCGACAGCGGGUAACAUCACAAUGGGUCUCCCCAUCGAAGAAAAGGAGAAGGGUCCUAACAAGGGCGACAUCCUCAACGGUGCCGUCAGCUGGACCCGCGAUCUGAUGUGGGCCCUGCACGUCAAAUACCAGCAGGAAGCGGAACUCGCCGAGCUGAUCGGCAGCCUGGGUGGAACCUGGCCUUUCGAGCAAACCGAAGAGGAGAAGCGCAUGCGCAGCGAGAUCCUCGAUGCGCUGGAGAGGAAUGAUCCAACUUCCUUCAGCUACACCCGCGGACCAGGUAGCGGUCUGCGCGUCCCCAAACACACUAACAUCGCCGGCGAUGCCGUGCAGGGCGGCGACAUGUCCGGCCUGACUCCUCCCAGCCUGAGUCCUUCAUUCCACAGCGGCACCAGCAGUGCCAACGGCGCUGGCCAGCCUCAGUACUGGAACAGUGCUGGCCAUGCUGCUAUGAGCUUCAAGGAGGAGGACGAGUACGGCAUGGAGAUGGGCUAG